Bacillus rossius redtenbacheri is the source of this 2418-nucleotide messenger RNA. RefSeq names its product integrator complex subunit 10 (gene IntS10). The transcript is spliced from 13 exons. Gene Ontology annotation, cellular component: integrator complex. NCBI's taxonomy places the organism in Eukaryota, Metazoa, Arthropoda, Insecta, Phasmatodea, Bacillidae. Gene Ontology annotation, biological process: snRNA processing. The record is from RefSeq and is a predicted model, not a curated record. Bases 104 to 2077 code for a protein of 657 amino acids.
AUCGAACGCUUACGAUUCGAGUGUGAAUUUUGAAAAGUGUUGUUAUAUUUAUGAAGUUAUAAAAUCCAUGGUUUUAUUAUUUAAACAACAAUUCUUUUAGGUUAUGGCUUUACAGGAUGAAAAGAAUAAUGCAACAGAUUCAGAGUACGUUAUAUCCCGAGCUAAACAUUUCUUAAAAACCGAUACAGCAUGUGCGAAAGUAUGGAUUGUUACAGCAAGAACGCUCUUUCCGGAUAAUUUUGUUGUUCAGUUUGAGGCUUAUAACCUGGAGAAGAGCAUACAGAACCCAGAAGAAGCAGCUAAAUGUUUCAGCGAGGUUUUCGAGAAGUUCCCCAACAGACCAGAGCUGUGGGAGGAAGUGGACGCUCUGACCGCUGCCCUUCGCUCCGGCAGCUUCGAACCCAACUGCAACUUCCUGCGCGACAUGUUUGGGUUCCUUCUGCCAGAGGUGCAGCAGAAGCUGCUGGUGGUGACGGCGGACCGCAGCGAGGAUGCCAUGGAGCACUGCCGCCUGCUGCUCCUGCUGCUGCAGCGCUUCCCGCAGACCGUCGCCACCCACGGGCCCAAGUUGCUGGAAACACUCCUCACAGCAGAGAAGCACAGCCAUCAUAAGAAUUCCAUCAACUGCUACCGCAAACUCCUGGUGUGCGACCUGCUGCCGCUGCUGGGGUCGUCCUCCGUCGUCCUGCCCGCCAAGCAGCUGUUCCGGCUUCUCAACAAGGCCGUGGAGUUCCUGCUGUGCUACGUCAUGUCGCCCAACAAGGUCAUCCAGGACCUCCCGGAGCUGGAGAGCAGGAUCGAGGACCCCUGGGCACACUUGUUCCUCAUCGUGCACAGCGUGGGGCGCAAGCUGGGCUGGGAGACGAGCGCCAUGUUCUCGCAGCCCUGGAACAAAGAGCUGUACUGGCAGAAGAUACAGAAGGUGAAGGCCAAGGUGCUGGCGGCAGCGGAGGAGCUCCGCAGCUUCAAGGAGAUCAUGUACUCUGCCACCGUGUUCUUCCUGCGCUGCCUGCACGAGUACCGCACCAGCGUGGACUCCGGGGCCGGUGGGGACCCGCCCCUGGUGCUGGUGGAGGCGUUCGUGAGCAAGGAGGCGGCGGCGGACAGCUGCAAGGCCAAGCGGCGCCGAGCGGAGCAGGACGACGGCACCGCGCCGCUCCUCACCGUGGGCUCGCCCGGCGCCGCGGGCGUCGCCACCAACUUCCUGGUGGCGCUGGGCUGCUGGGACCUGCUGCACGGCCCGCCCGCGCUCGAGAAGGAGUUCGCCAAGCUGAGCCAGCACCUGCGGCUGGACCUGUGUCUGGGGGACUUCCUGCUGGACGCCAUGCUGUACAAGCAGGUGUCGGAGGAGGCCCUCUUCAUGCUGCAGUCGCCCGCCCGGACGCCGGCCGCCGAGCUGCGCCGGAACCUGCGCCUCGCCAGCGUCUACUGCUUCAAGGGCGACAGCAGGACGAGUCUGGAGUACGUGCUGCAGGUGGUGGGCGCGCUGCCCGCCCCCUCCGCGGCCCAGGGGGGCCCGGGUCCCGGCGGCGGGGCAGCCCUGCUCCGGGUCACGUCCCGGGACAGGCACCUGCACUACCUGCCCCUCGCCCGGGCGCACGUGCUGCAGUACUGCGUCAAGUCCCUGCUCAUCUGCCUCGAGAGGCACGUGUUCGCGAGGCCGGGGGUGGGGGCGGACCUGGCCCUGGGGCACGCCGUCACGCUGAGCCAGUACGACUGGCCCGCGGAGGAGGCCCUGGCGGCGCGGCUGCUCAGGCGCAUCCAGGAGAACGGCAGCUUCUGCUACAAGCUGUUCCGCGCCUACGUCGUCCGGCCCGACAUCCUGGAGGAGUUCAUGUUCCUGUCGACAGAGCAGGGGGGAGCCCUGCCCCUCGGCAUCCUGUCCUCCUCCCAGCACUCCGGGCAGCGCCGCAUCUCGACGCGGGGAGCCGACAAGGGGGUGAAGGAGGACUUCAAGCUGGCCAUGAAGCAGCAGGUGGCUCGGUGCCGGGAGCCCGUGGACGACCUGGUGGUCAAGUUCCUGGUGAGCGAGCGGGCGUCCGUACUGCAGAGCCUCGCGUGCAGCCCGCCCGAGUGACCGUCACAUGAAUACUGCUGUCGCAUUUUGUGUUUCACUGUUCUACUACAUUUUUGCCACCAAUUUGGGGAAUUUAAAAUGCCACAUGUCAUUACAUUUUUAACUGCUGUUAUUUACCACUUGGUAAACAUCGAACGAGAAAGAUUGUGAAAGAACAUAAAAUGUAAUGGAGCCAUUAAGAUAAAAUUUACCGGAAUAGCCCUUAAACCAAAAUAAUGUCAUCAGAAUGAAACGGCUGACAUGGCGUGUGAGUGAGCCUUAAGGAACUGAAAUGUAGAUGUACACGUCGGAAAACUGUAAUGUUUUUUUGAUAAGAAUAUGAAUUAAAUUAUUUUUUUAUA